Molecule: messenger RNA, 1590 nt
Organism: Aspergillus eucalypticola CBS 122712
Lineage: Eukaryota; Fungi; Ascomycota; Eurotiomycetes; Eurotiales; Aspergillaceae
Product: putative carboxylesterase
Exons: 3
Coding region: 1-1590 (529 amino acids)
Source: RefSeq, a predicted model, not a curated record
AUGGCCUUUCCCCGCCUCCUGCUAGCCCUAUGCUUCCUGCUAACACGCUCCCUCACCAGCGCCUACGACGCCCCCCUCGUCACUCUAGACUAUGGCAGCUUCCAGGGCAGCUAUGAUGCCACCUACAAUCUCUCCUACUUUCGCAAAAUCCCCUUUGCAGCACCAGCCACAGGCGAGAACCGCUUUCGAGCUCCCCAGCCCCCGCUAAACAUCACUACCAAUGGCACCUACGACACCGACCAAUCCUUCGACAUGUGCCCUCAACGCACCGUCAACGGCUCCGAAGACUGCCUCUACCUAGGCCUCUACUCCCGACCCUGGGACACCACCUCCACCACCACCAACCGCCCCGUCCUCGUCGUCUUCUACGGCGGCGGCUUCAUCGAAGGCGGCGCCCUCUUCGGCAUGCCCCCCAACGCCUACCCCGUCCUCAACGUCAGCACUCUAAACGACUACAUCGUCAUCUACACCAACUACCGCGUCAACGCCUUCGGCUUCCUCCCCGGCCAAGCCAUCAAAGACUCGCCCACCUCCGACCUCAACCCUGGCCUCCUCGACCAACAAUACGCCCUGAAAUGGGUCAACUCCCACAUCCACCACUUCGGCGGCAACCCCAACAACGUCUCCAUCUGGGGCCAAUCCGCCGGCGGAGGCUCCGUCGUCGCCCAAAUCCUCGCCAACGGCCGCGGCUCAAACCCCAAACUCUUCUCCAAAGCCCUCGCCAGCUCGCCCUUUUGGCCAAAAACCUACGCCUACAACGCCCCAGAAGCAGAAGCCAUCUACGCUCAGCUUGUCAACCUGACGAACUGCACCACCGCCUCCGACACCCUCAAAUGCCUGAAAGAGGUAGACGUCCAAUCCAUCCGCGACGCAAGCCUCAUCAUCGACGCAGACAACACUUACACCACCUCAUCCUACACCUGGGCCCCCGUCAUCGACGGAACCUUCCUCAUCGAACCCCUCACUUCCACUAUCUCUUCCAACUCCCUAGAUACAGACCUCAUCUGGGGCAUGUACAACGCCCACGAAGGCGAGAACUUCAUCCCCCCAGGCCUAGAAGACACAGACACCACAAACGGAUUCAACUCCUCUCUCGCGUCCUUCCAUACCUGGUUAACCGGGUUCCUCCCCGGUCUUGAUACAAACGAUAUCGACCUCAUCUCAUCGAAAUAUUACCCUGUUUCAGGUACAGCAGAGACAUUAUCCUAUAAUACGACGUUCGUACGCGCAGGGCUGGUGUACAGAGACGUGGUCCUCGCGUGCCCGGCGUAUUGGGUUGCUUCUGCGGCGAAGGAGAAGGGGUAUGUCGGGGAAUAUGUGAUUCCGCCAGCGAGACAUGGGAGUGAUACGGAGUGGUGGGACACCGUUUCAAGCGUACAACAAACCGACCCGUUAAUCUACGACGGCUACGCGGGCGCAUUCGCCAGCUUUUUCCAGACGGGGGACCCCAACGCACAUAAAUUGACGAAUGCGUCGGAGCCCGGCGUGCCGGAGGUACAGGAGUCGGGGGAGGAGUUUGUGAUUGCUACGGAGGGAUUUGAGAAUGUGGGGUUGACGGAGUUGAAGGAUCGGUUAAGUAGUAUCUUGUAG